This is a messenger RNA of Vanessa atalanta (red admiral), 1876 nucleotides long. RefSeq names its product alpha-protein kinase 1-like. The record is from RefSeq and is a predicted model, not a curated record. Lineage: Eukaryota; Metazoa; Arthropoda; Insecta; Lepidoptera; Nymphalidae. The coding region runs from base 100 to 1821 and encodes 573 amino acids. The transcript has 6 exons.
UUGGCGGUCACGCGCGACGUACGCCGCCGCUAGUAACGAACUCCUAAUUUCAAAUCUUCAUAGUAUUUUGUGCUAGUGUUUCCAUUUCAAAGAAGAAAAAUGAAGACUGUUUUCUUGCUCCUGGCUCUCGUCCUGUGCGCUCGCUCUGAAGACGCAAACAAAAAAGUUGAAACGCAAAACAAGGACAAAAGACAAACCGAGGAAGGCGCUCCCCAUCUUGUUUACAGAACAGCUAGGAAACAGGAACAAGUUGCACCGGUUGAGGAAAAUCAGGAAGAUGACAAAGGACUCAGGGAUCCUCAUGAAUACCGUCCAGGCCAAGUGUUCUCUGUAAAUGCCCAGGAGCUAUUGGAAUUACAGCCAGAGAGGAAAGCACCUCUGUCAAAUAACCAACAGCUGCAACAGCUAUAUGUCAACCCCCAACAGGAACAGAGACAGAAUAUACAACAGUUCUAUUAUUUGGAGCCACAGUUAAGCCGUCAGGUAGCUUUUCAGCCAUCUCAUGCUGUAAUCGCUCGGCCAAGCUAUUCUUCGAAUGGAGGUGAAGCUUCGGUAGGCGCAGCACUGGCAGUUAGUGAUACUGGUGCUAAUUCAGCUGAAUCAUUGGAUCAAGAAUUAUUAGCUCUAUUGGGACACCAAUUAAGACAGGAUGAUGGCCGUCCUCAAACGUUCACUCAGCUACAACAGACACCGCAACCUCAUUUGACAACACAAAAUUCAAUCCCUCAAUAUCAACAGGUGGACAUUCCAUAUGUUCCGAAACCAAGUAAGAAACCAACUAAACUUCGGCCCAAAGUACAAAUGACCCCAACGCCAACUUCAGCGGCACCACAACAAUAUCUAAUUGAAACAACAAACGUCCAACAGCAGCAACAUCAUCAACAACAACAACAACAACAACAAUUUAGACCUAUUACACAAAAUCAGAGGGUUCCGCAGACUCUUCGUUACGUUCCUAUUCAAACAGCUCCAUCAGCUCUGCAACAAACUUUAUAUGAACGUCCAGAGUCUCAAGGCCUAAAAAUUGUACCUGCGCCCAAACUUCAGCAGCUCAACCCACAAUACAAUUACAGAAUACAGUAUCAACAAGAAGCAUCGCCCAAGCAAUUUAGGAUUAUUGAAACUCCUCGACCUCAGCCUAUUAGGCAAGAGCAACCUCGACUUUUAACUUCGAACGAAAGACCAGUUACUUAUUUGAAACGUUUCCCAGAGCCAGAAAAAUUGCGAGCCGUUGCUGAUCAAAAUGUUCAGGAAGGUCUGUCAUCAGUUCAGCGCCCUACGCAAAUUCCUGAACAAUACUACCUUCGCCCAGUGUACAGAUCUAAUGAACAAAGAUCACGCUAUGAGUUGCAAGGUAUGGCUCUUAGACCUACCGAACAAUCUCGGAGCAUUGAAACAGUAAAACCAUUAUCCGCGAUAUAUGUCAGCAAGAAUAUAACUCCAAAGAAAGUUUUAAGACCUCUCAUAAGAUUAGAUCAAUCAUCGAAAGUUGAGCAGCCUCAGAGAGAGCAAGCUUAUAGGAUAGAGCAACAACAACAUUCGGGAACAGAACAAGCUAACGUUGAGCAACAACAAGCCCAAAGCCUAGAAGAGCAAAGAGCACACUUACCUCCGCCCAGAAAUAAUAAAGCGUAUACUCCAGAAGAAUUUGCAGCUUUGCUAGCUGCUGGAUACUCAGUAACGCCCGUACCAGUUGGUCAAACAAAUCAUCAAGUGGCUCAAUCGAGAUCAGCAUCUGAAGCAAUAACAGUUCAACAACGGAGGCCUAUGUACAGCAGACGCCACCAUUACCUUCCAUUGAGAGGAGACGACGCACCUUAAAAAACUAAAAGAUGAUGUACAUAAUAUUAGAUAUAAUUUUAAUGAUAUAAAACUC